CCCUCAUCCCUCUCGAGUCACAUCACUCCCACACACCCCUUGUCGUCUGGUAUAUAAGUCUGCAGGAAGACAUGCCGAUCCAUUACACUCUCACCUCCUUUCCCGCCACCACAACCUACCCGACACCACCUGCCCGACACACCGGCAGUCAACAGCAGCAGGCAUGCAGUCGGGUGUGACGGUGACGGUGGUGGUGACGCUGUUGGUCGGAAGUGCCGCCGCCUGCUUUAUAACCAACUGUCCCCCUGGAGGAAAGAGAUCAGGAGGACUCAUGUCUACUCUCGGCCGCGCUCGCACGUGCGCGUCCUGUGGUCCCGGUCUGUUGGGUCGCUGCAUUGGUCCCGACAUCUGUUGCGGUGCCAGAAUUGGCUGCUUCCUUGGAUCACGAGAAACCCGCCUGUGUAGAACAGAGAACAUGGUGCCCAUCACAUGUUACAACUCAGACCUCAAACCCUGUGGUAGGAUGCAGGAAGGCCGCUGCGCUGCGCCAGGAAUUUGCUGCACAGAGAAUAAGUGUGAAACAAAUGACGAUUGUGUGGCGGAGGACACGCCCGCCGAGGAAGUGGCGGAGACCCAGCGAAGCGGCAGACCUAGACUGGAUCUCCUGACAGCCGCGAGAGAUCGUUGGGAGGAACAGUGAGCUACUCACUGCCCUGCCUGCCCGUCCUUGGUGCAUCCCUCUUACCGCAGCAAAAAGUAAAAUUGGUAAAGAAAAUGGAAGUCACAAAAAAAAAAAAAAAAAGCAAGCACGCCAGAGGAAGACUAAUCGAAGACAUUCUAGAUUCGGAGAAACCCAUAUGACAUUGAGUUCAUGUUGAGAGAAGGAGGCUACCUACACAUGUUCGUUCCUAUCCUGUUGCACUGACUGCCUCUUUGGGGCUGAAUCUCUCUCAUGCAUGUAAAAAGUCAUCAUGACACAAAUAAACAAGUGCUAUUUA
Molecule: messenger RNA, 938 nt
Organism: Portunus trituberculatus (swimming crab)
Lineage: Eukaryota; Metazoa; Arthropoda; Malacostraca; Decapoda; Portunidae
Product: oxytocin-neurophysin 1-like
Exons: 4
Coding region: 164-640 (158 amino acids)
Cellular component (GO): extracellular region; secretory granule
Molecular function (GO): neurohypophyseal hormone activity
Source: RefSeq, a predicted model, not a curated record